GAGUCUGAAAACCUAACAAUCCUAACAUUUUCUCCCUUUCAUACGAUUGCGGCUGUUGAAGUAAGAAAAAAUGUCUCACAGAAAGUUUGAGCACCCAAGACACGGUUCUCUCGGCUUUCUCCCUAGGAAGCGUGCUGCUCGCCAUCGCGGAAAAGUGAAAGCCUUUCCAAAGGACGAUCCUACCAAACCAUGCAGCUUGACUGCUUUUGUUGGCUACAAGUCUGGGAUGACCCAUAUUGUUAGGGAGGUUGAGAAACCUGGAUCCAAGCUUCAUAAGAAAGAGACAUGUGAAGCUGUCACUAUCAUUGAAACUCCUCCACUUGUUGUUGUUGGAGUCGUGGGAUAUGUGAAAACACCACGCGGCCUUCGCACACUGAAUACUGUUUGGGCUCAGCAUCUCAGUGAAGAUAUCAAGCGUCGGUUUUAUAAGAACUGGUGCAAGUCAAAGAAGAAGGCUUUUACCAAAUAUUCCAAAAAGUAUGAAACAGAAGAAGGGAAGAAAGAUAUUCAAACUCAGCUUGAGAAAUUGAAAAAAUAUGCUACUGUCAUCCGUGUUCUUGCUCAUACUCAACUCAGGAAGUUGAAGGGUCUAAAACAAAAGAAAGCUCAUUUGAUAGAGAUUCAAGUUAAUGGUGGAACAAUAAGCCAGAAGGUGGACUAUUCAUACAGUUUCUUUGAAAAGCAAGUCCCUGUUGAUGCUGUUUUUCAAAAGGAUGAGAUGAUUGAUAUCAUUGGAGUAACAAAGGGUAAAGGUUAUGAAGGUGUGGUAACUCGUUGGGGUGUCACCCGCCUUCCACGGAAGACUCACAGAGGUCUUAGGAAGGUUGCUUGUAUUGGUGCUUGGCACCCCGCUCGUGUUUCUUUCACAGUUGCCAGGGCCGGUCAGAAUGGAUACCAUCAUCGUACUGAAUUGAACAAGAAGAUCUACAAGGUUGGCAAGACUGACCAAGAGUCACACACAGCCAUCACAGAAUUCGACAGGACUGAGAAGGAUAUUACUCCUAUGGGUGGAUUUCCUCAUUAUGGUAUAGUGAAGCAUGACUAUCUUAUGGUGAAGGGAGGCUGUGUUGGUCCAAAGAAGCGGGUUUUCACUCUUCGUCAGUCACUUCUCAAGCAGACAUCUCGAUUGGCUCUUGAAGAGAUCAAAUUGAAGUUCAUUGACACCUCCUCCAAGUUUGGUCAUGGUCGCUUCCAGACUACUCAGGAGAAACAGAAGUUUUAUGGUCGUUUGAAAGCUUAGUUUUUGUUUUAUUAUGGUUAUGUUUAUCAGCUCUAUCUUGAGUUUAUCUUUGCAAAUAAUUUUUGCAUCAGAAUUAGAUAUUGUGUUCUUUCUUUGUUAAAGUCAGUCGUUGUUUACAUUUCUCAUUGAGAAAACAAUUUUGUUAUUUGCCCUGGAACAUGAAUCAUUAGUUUUACUUUGUUAUUUGUCUUCAUUGCUUUUUACUUGUAUUUAUGUUAGAUCGAAUGUAACUAUCACGUUUGUAAGACUAUUUUUUUUGAAAACAAAGAGCGAAGGCAUAUUGGUACAAGUAUGGUGAUCUAAACACUUGCCCGAUUGUACCAUAUUACAACAACUGCUAGGAAGAAAGUCAACACUAUAACAUAUCUUACAAAUUUUAGUGGGGAAGUGAGUAAAUCGACCGAUCGUACGGUAUGAUUGUUCUCGCUUGCUUUUCGGUUUAUUUCAGAAGGUGCCUUAGCUCAUGAGAUCGGGUUUUAUGUGCUUUAGGAUUCACUAAUUUAGGAGAUAUAUGGUGACUGUAACAUUUUUUAUUGCAGGGUUUAAAGAAACUAUGCUGGUGGAAAAAAGUCUUGGUCUUUACGGGUUCAUUCCUGAAUCCUGAUAUUUAGUUUUCAAACUAUCAGUUUUGGAAUACCUGUGGCCAAAAAUAUUUAAUGCAGGUUGUUCAUGGUUGGAGACUUCAGAUUUUCCACCAAUUUUGAAAGAAAUAAAUGAAUCUUGC
Messenger RNA from Vicia villosa (hairy vetch), 1964 nucleotides. RefSeq names its product large ribosomal subunit protein uL3-like. Gene Ontology annotation, molecular function: structural constituent of ribosome; RNA binding. The transcript has 6 exons. Gene Ontology annotation, cellular component: ribosome; cytosolic large ribosomal subunit. The coding region runs from base 71 to 1240 and encodes 389 amino acids. The record is from RefSeq and is a predicted model, not a curated record. NCBI's taxonomy places the organism in Eukaryota, Viridiplantae, Streptophyta, Magnoliopsida, Fabales, Fabaceae. Gene Ontology annotation, biological process: translation; ribosomal large subunit assembly.